Gopherus evgoodei (Goodes thornscrub tortoise) is the source of this 1355-nucleotide messenger RNA. Its product is annotated as tetraspanin-36-like. The transcript is spliced from 7 exons. Gene Ontology annotation, cellular component: membrane. The coding region runs from base 204 to 950 and encodes 248 amino acids. Lineage: Eukaryota; Metazoa; Chordata; Testudines; Testudinidae. Gene Ontology annotation, biological process: protein maturation; regulation of vascular endothelial growth factor signaling pathway; protein localization to plasma membrane. The record is from RefSeq and is a predicted model, not a curated record.
AGAUGUUGUUUUGCUCUGUACGCUAAGGAGCAUGUGACUGGUCCAGCGAGUUGCAAAUCAUAUGAUCGCUGAGCAGGCUCAGAUAAGAAGCUGAGAUGCGUGGGAGAGAAGCGUAGAGAAAUCUGACACAGACUCUGCUGAAUAGGCAGCAGAAGCCAGCAGAUCUUUCUACGAGAAGCUCGACUGCAAGGCCAACAGGAAACAUGGACUGUGGUGUGAUCACCUCCAAGACAGUGCUGCUGCUGCUCAGCCUCAUCUUUUGGGCCGCAGCAGCUGGUCUUGGCUAUGUUGGGGGAUAUGUUAUUAACACCUACAAGAAUUAUGACAGCUUUGUGCAGGACAAGUAUGCCAUGCUGCCAGCAGUGAUCAUCAUUUGUGUUGCUGUAGUGAUGUUUAUCAUUGGGCUGAUUGGCUGCUGUGCCACUAUCCGGGAGUCACGUGUUGGGCUGGGACUUUUCCUGGUCAUUAUCCUGAUUAUCUUUAUUGCAGAAGUGGCAGCUUUUGUUAUGGGAUUCAUUUACAGAGAAAAGGUAAAAACAGAUGUGCAAGGCACAAUGCAUACAGUCUUCCAGAAAUAUGACGGGAAAAGUCCGGAGUCUGGUGUUGUGGAUUACUUGCAAGAACAGCUUCGAUGUUGUGGAGUAACUAACUACACCGACUGGACAACUACCCAGUGGUUUAAUACCACUGGCAAUAACAGUGUUCCUCUGAGCUGCUGCAAACAAGACAUUAAGAACUGCACAGGACAUCUGAAUGAGCCACAGGAUCUCAAUAUGCAGGGCUGUGCAGAGAAAGUGGAAAAUGGGCUACAGGCUGUAUUGAGCUAUGCUAUGCUCGUGAUCCUAGGAUUUGCCAUCAUAAAGUUCUUUGGAAUGCUGAGUGUCUGUGUGCUCACAUGCAAGAGGGAAGACAAUGGCUACCAACCCCUGUACUCAGGGGUAUUUGCUUGAUAAGGCGAUGGAAAGAUCAUUUUUCAUCUGCUUCUUGAUGAUAAAAUGGAUUUGUAUAGAUGCCCCAAAUGGACAAUGUAUUACCCCUUUGUUAAAUACUGUAUUUUAUUUACAUGAUCAGAAAGAACGCUGUUAAGAUUUGCAAAGGUUUUAAGUGUAUCAUGUGAAAUGACUGCUUCAGUGUGCAGUGUCCCUUGGUAACACCCUGGUUUCAUGUACCUCGACUUUCUUUAAGGCAGUUUCACACUGUGUGGCAUUCUCUAAAAUGACAGCAAAUGUUGUUGUGAUAGACUCCAAAAAGAAAUCCUACUUCUUGCAAGUUUUACAUUUGUCAGACCUAUUUGUCAACUGAAACUUAAAGAAGAAAUUGUUUUUAAUCAUUAAACCGAUAAUGCAGCCAUGGUG